AUGGAGUCCGAGUCAUCAGUCAUCCUCAGGGCGCCUGGCGUGUCGCAAAACACCCAAGACAGCCAGCCCCAAGCGUAUCAAUCGCCCAGCCUCUCGUUUUUGCAAGGCACUUGGCACGUCACUCACAGCACUCUGCCCAUGUGGAAGUCCAAGCGCAAUGUGCAAAUCACCUACACGGCACUGCCGCCAUCGACACCUGACGCAACCCCAGAUCAGACAGACCGCCUGGACGACGUCGUGUCUUACCAAGGGCUUGAUUCAGACAAGCUGCACACUGUUCACGGCGUAGACAAGGCCAGUGGCGGCGUUGGAGUCACGGACGUCUGGGACUGGCGUGGUAAAGGAUGGCUCAUGAUUGCGAGCAGUCAUUGGGAGGUUCUGGGUUGGGCAGACAAGGGACAAAGUCAAGACAGCUGGGUCGUGACAUAUUUCGCCAAGACUCUAUUCACGCCGGCCGGUAUCGACUUCUACAGCAGACGCAAGGAAGGAUUGAGUGAGAGAACUGUCCAGGAUAUCAAGGCAGCUCUCAGUCGCGUGGACAAUGAGGAUGUUCGUCGUUUGUCGAGUGAGGUGUUUGAGGUGAAGACGGACAACGUGACACAGGGAGAAGCAUGA
Aureobasidium pullulans EXF-150 is the source of this 615-nucleotide messenger RNA. RefSeq lists its product as uncharacterized. The transcript has a single exon. Bases 1 to 615 code for a protein of 204 amino acids. Lineage: Eukaryota; Fungi; Ascomycota; Dothideomycetes; Dothideales; Saccotheciaceae. The record is from RefSeq and is a predicted model, not a curated record.